GAUGUUGUAGAAUAUAUUUCAGUGUUGAACAUGUGUAAAUAUCUCUGGGACGCAAAAUCUCCUUCGUACUCAUAUAUAACGAUGAAACUACCUCAAAUAUUCCAUUUUGACAACUGCACUGACGCUGAUUCUUCUUUUGUACUUGUUUAUUUUAUUGAGUGAUGACGUCAGCCAUGGCCUCGCGCGGAGUAACCAACUGGUGGGUCAGUCCCAUUAGUGUAUUUUUGUGUCUUGUUUAAAAAGCUUGGAGCCCAAUUCUCUCACAUUGCGCGAGGCCCAAAUCAUUCAUUCAUUGCCAUGCGAACUUGAAAUAAAGAUUAGAUCUAGUUUGUAAUUAUUAUGUAAUUAUUCUAUGAGGUUGCAAUGUAAUUUUGUGCGUUAUAUUUUGAUGAAUUUUAUCCAAAUCAGACUAUUAGUGAGAGUGAGAUAAAGAGCGACUGUGAGUGUGAGUGACACAGUCCCACUGUCAACAGUUGACAGUGUCUUAAAAAAGAGAAUUGACAGAUUGAGGUUCACUGACUUCUCUCUCGACUAGCCAAGAGGCUCCUAGAGAGUAAAUAUCAUUCAUUAACGUGUGCUUACCCUCCUUGGAGCCAUGGAUUGCGUCUCAUACAUGUGCGUGUACCGCAAAAAAACCCCAGAAAUUUUAUGCUCUCAAGAUUUCUACUUUCCAUCUAAGAGAUGUAGAUCUACAUGUAGUCCUAAAUCAUGUGAAUGGGAUAUACAACUUCAUCUCUGACAUUUCUAUAAUAUUGAUUUCAUAUGUAAACAAUUCAUUAAUUUAAAAAGACGAGAAAAUAUGAAAAGACAGAGAAUUUCAACGAUGUCCAUAGUCACCAUCAUGUUUUUGUUUUUUGCCAAGGCUACAAGACGCCUAUCAAGGAAAUGAAGUUGUAUCCCAUUUACAUGAAUUUAGGUAUAGAUCUUUUAGAAGGAAAGUAGAAAUGUUGGGGACGAAAUUCUUUUUUUUUUUUGCGGUACACACACAUGAAUGGGACACAAUUCCUGGCUCUGUGGAGAGUACCGUAUGCAUUGUACUCUCUGGGUCAGGAGCCUCCUGGCUAUUCUCUAUAGUUGCCAGUGCUAAUAUUUUGACUGAUUAUUGAAUUAAAGGUAUAAAUUGAAUUAUGGAAACCUCAAUAAUAAACCUUGGUAACAAAGGUGUCAUCAUUAUAGAUUUUUUUUUAGUUCAAUUUCAUCGUAGAAUCUAAUGUUAGAUCUAAGCUUGAUCUACUUUCUUUGAAAAUUUAAAUUCAAGACUCGUGCAAUAUACUAAUCUAGAAGUUAAUGUCCAUGGGAACUCAUUCAUUUACUUUGGGACUUUGAAUUUUGAUGAGAAAAAAAGACAUUUUAGCUCAAGAUUUAUUCAAGAAAGUAUGCACUUUUCAGGUGACAAUCUUGACAUAGACUCAGAUAUGAAUUUUAUUGCAUUUUUAAAAACAUGUAUCAUUACAUGAUUAAUUGUGCAGAUGGGUGAGGCCUGAGGGGCCCUGAUAUGGUGGGGGGGGGGGGCUUUCUUUAUCAUAAAUGCACUUUGUGCUAUAAAUUUUAUUACAAACUGCUAAAACUUACCAUGCGAUUAUGAUUUUUCGCAUGACCCCAGGCUAUGUUCUGCUCAGUCCUCCCCCUUCCCACUAAAAAAAAAGAAGAAAAAUUCUGUGGCCUUUGGGUAUCCACACAGACAAUGUCAGUGUUCAGAUAUUUUUAAGAAGUGCCAUACUGAUACAGCAACGCUUUGAUAAUUGAAUUGUCACACUGCUGAGUUUAUUUUCUGGGGGGCACAUUAAAAUUAUUUUUUGAUGGAGAUGUGUCCCUCAAACCCUGAAAUGGAAGUUCAAGAGGGAAACAUACAUGUACAUGUAUUUGUUUUUGAUAUACAUGUAUUUAGGAAAUAUGAUCAAUAUUUUGAUAAACUAAAAUAUGAAUUUAUGCAUUUUAUUUAUUGUAAAUUACUGAGCCUGCAAAUUCUUUUUCAUUUGGGCAAAAAUAUUAGUUGGAUGGGGGCUUCUCUUGCUAUUUCAAUAGAUUUGUGUGCUGUUUUUUCCACCAAUAUGUCCUCCUUCAUCAAUUUUAUACAUGUAUGUGAACAUUGUAAUUUUGCUCUUCGUAAAUAUAUGAUAGAAAGGAAAAUGUUAUGUUAUUACAUAUUGCAAUUAUUUUCUUUGUAAUAACAUUUAACUCUCUGUCCUAAUGUUUUAUUACUUUCCUAGUUUGGGAUUUAUAUUGUUGUAAAAGCAAUCUUCUCCUUUUUUUCCGUUACAGAUCACCUUCACAUCUGGCUGGAUGCCAAGUUCUUUUGAUAGGAGACUCAAUUGUGAGACACGCUACUUUUAAUGGACCCUUUUCUUCCGAAACUUUGUGCUUUCCAGGGGCUAAUGUUACAUCGUUAAGAUCGUCAUUCGUCAAAUCUUUUCCGAAUUACUUUGACUUUUCUACAAAGGCUGUUUUCAUCCAUGUAGGAACAAACAAUUUAGAACUUAGCGUUUGGGAAAAGGAUUCCAAAGCAUUUCGUAAUUUGUAUAUUAGUGUUAGAGAGCGAUUUCGGUGUGCAAAGAUUAUUUUUUCUGCUAUUCUACCAAGGUGGGAUUGUGAACAAUUAUAUCAGAAAAGUCUAUAUAAUAAUUCCCAGCUUAAAGUUUUAUGUGAUAAGUUGUCUUGUUACUAUUUUGAUGGCAGUGAACCUUUUGAACUUGAUGACUCCUACUUUUCUUUUGAUGGACUGCAUCUUUCUGUAGCUGGAGCUCAGCAUCUGUCCACACAAAUAGAGGACUAUAUAAUAUCGAAACUACAGUAUACACAGCCAUCAUACAGCCCUACAUGUACUCGGAUUCCUUCAGAAUUGAAAAAACUCUACACGCCUUUGAAAAAAAAAAAAAAUGUGAACGUUUCAUCUGCACGCUCAUCGAAGCAAUGGGGCUAUUUCAACCCUGAUGUUGAAAUAGAGCGGAGAAGGAAAAGGAGUGUCACCAAAAGGGAGAGGUGGAAGUGUGGAACGAUUCGGACCCCGGAUGGCUUUCAAACUGUGAAGAAGUCAUUCAAACCAUCACCCACCCCACCGUUGCCACCAAACCGUCAUAUCCCGGAAUUUCGCUGUACAGUUCUCAUCCCAUAUAAAAGACUUCAUCAGUCUCAUCAUCCAUUGCCAUCAUGCAUCCCCCUUCCUGGAGUAAAGAGCCAGUACAUCCUCCAUAAGAAGAGGAAGAAGCCAAAGAGGAAAAGAAAACGAAAGGUCCAUCCAGCUGUCUACUCUGUUUACACUCAAUCCCAGCUCAGUCUUCCACCAUAUAAUCAUGUCACCAAUCCUAGUCCUCCAAAUCAACAAGAUGCUCCAAACCCACCCUCAUCAGACUGUGACCAGAAUCCAUCCAGCGUCCAGCAUCCACACCCAAGUAGUCCACUGGUUGAGGUUCCAGUUCAUCAAAGUCAACCCAGUGUCCAAGCUUCACAACCACCCAAGGCUCCAAUCCCGUCAUCACCAUCCAGCACAGGUCGAGUUGCAAGUGAAUCAUCAUUUCCUCUUAUAGAUUUCGAUGUUCAUAUACAUGUAGGUCCCAAUUCAAUCCAAUCUCAUACUCCACCCAUUGUCUACUCAAAUAAUCCUUUGGAUGAUCCAAUCCCUUCCUCACAAUCCAGCAUAGCCUGCCUACUACCUUCUUCCAGCCACUGGGAUGGAAUGCAUCCACCCAUUCGACCUCCUGAUGAAUUAUUUCAAACAUUUGCAUAUACAUGUAGUCUUACUGGUAGUCCAAUUAUAGUGCCUGAUUUAUCUUCUUUUACUAAUUUUAAUGUGCAUUUAACUUCCAGUUCAUUGGGGUGAAGGGACGCAAAAGGGCUCCAUGUAAUAAAGAUGUAUGUGGGCCUUGCCAGCUGUGCAGUAAGAAUUCAAAUAGAUAUUUACACCUUUCUACAUCAUCAAACAAACACUUAAAUGAAUUUAUCAAAGAAAAAUACCCUUCUGUAGAUGAAAAUUAUUGCAUAUGUGAUGCCUGUCGCCAGAAAAAUGUUAAAAAGCUAAAAACAAUAGAUGAAAAGGCAAUUCAAAUCUACACACCUGAAAAAACAAGAAAGAAAGAACGGUUGCCAUGCUUUUUGAGUCAUUAUUUUUUGUGUAACAUGACAUCUGAAUGUGAUACCAAUUGCACACUUGAAGAUUUUAAUUUUGCAUUUUCUUUAGAUUGUGUAUCCAUUCCUGAUUCCAUUCCUAUUUGUAAAAAGCACAGAGCUGAGAUUUUCAACCCCAAAGAGCGAAUUAAAUGUUCAUUUUGUGGUUCCCAAGUCAAAUCCAAAAAAUAUUUUUGUCAUAGUCUUUCAAAGGAAAGUAUUUUGAAAUUGAAAGAAGUUAAUGAUGAGUUUGUUUUUAAUGAUGGAAGCAUUUUGUGUGCCUCAUGUCAGAGGUUUGCUUUACGAGAACAUAGUACUGAAUGCUUGCUAAAAGAAUUGGAACAAUCUUUUCUUCUAAAGUGCCAACAGUAUGAACCAUCAGAUGAUUUAGAUCAUGUGUUAUUUGAUGUCCUGAAUUCUACAUUCCUACACCUUUGUAGCUUAUGUAAUACAAAUAAAGGUUUCUUGUUAAGUACUGCCUAUGAAUAUUUCUUAGAAGUUUUGAAGAGAAAAGUUCCAGAAAAAUCUCUUUACUAUAGAUUGAUAAGAACAAAGACUUUCCUCCAUACAAAAAUUGUUGAAAAUUUUGGCAAAAUUCUGAUCAUACACAAGUCAGCACGAAAAAAGGGAAUAUUAUUUUAUGUCUCAGAUAUAUCAAUGUCAGAUCUUAUUGAGGCAUGGCAUACAAGCUGUUUUGAGUCCAGACUUUUGAAAAAUAAAUGUGAUGAGAGUGGAAAUCCAAGAGAUGAUGAAUAUUUACAAUCUCCUUCAAGCAGUAGUGUAGAAAUAGAAUUCAGGAGUAUAAUAGGUCAAUGCAACAGCAAUUUGCGAACACAGAGCAAACAGAUAAGAGACCAUUUUUUAACAGAUCCUUCUCACCUUAUUGAUUUUACUCUGACUGAUUUAACUUCAUUUUUCAAUCCAUUAGUGUGGAACGUUAUUUGUCUUCUUACUGCCACAAAGGAAGAAUUCAAUCACUUCACAAAGUCAUCAUUUAGUGUAGAAAAAGAAUAUGUCCAUUUUCCAACAGAUAAUACAAAAUCAGGGCAAAGUCGUAGGCAAAGAAGAAUUACUGCAAUUUGUUUCUUACAAUUCAUAUUAAAUGAAGAAAAUAGCUAUCCUGUUCAUAUACUCACUGGUACUUGUAUUCAAAGACUGACUCGUUCCUCAAAACUACUCAAAAUAUUUAAUAGAUUCGGUUUUUCAUGUUCAAAAGAUACUUUAAAUAGAUUUUGGCAUGAAGUGUUUGCUCGAAGGGAAAAAAAUGGACUCCUAUCUGAGCUCAUUCCGGAAGCAUUUACAUUAAUUUCUAUUGAUAACAUUGAUGUAUUAUCUCCGUUUGCUGCUGUAACAAUUGACUCGUCAAGAAGCUGGCACGGAACGUCCAUUAUGGCACAACAGCCAAAGCCUAUCACUGAAAAGUCACACUCAUUAGAAAAGUUGUCUGAAGAUCAAUUAAAUAUAGAUUCUGAUAUUGAACAGGAAUUUCAAGUAGGUGCACAUUCUUCUGAAUCUUCAAUUCCAAAUGUUAAAAAACCUCGUUUGAGAAGGAAGCUGUCCUUACAUGUAAGUGGUGACUCGUCUUUACCAGCAGCAAAUAGGAAAGAUUUCCAGGCCCCUUACUAUAAGACCUUUAUAAGGUCACAGCUUACGAUAGAAUAUUUCGAAUAUUCCAAUCAUGAUAAGAAAUUUUUUGAAGAAGGGUUUUUCAAUAUGUUUGUGUAUGUUGCAGAAAGAUAUUAUAGUUUGCAUUAUCAAUCUUCAACUGUUAUCCCAAGUUUUAAGUGUAAAUUAGCGAUGGUAGGUAGUCACGAGACUGAGAAAUCAAACUUCAGUUAUCUUCAUGUCUUGGAUGAGAAAGCUGACUCACCCAAUACUCUGAUGCAUUGUUUAGGGAUUCUUUACAAAUUAUUUGAAAUCAACAAAAAUAACAAUCACUUAGUUGUAGCUGGAGAUGGAGCCACAAUAAAAAUGUUGAUAAAUAUGAAAAGAGAGUAUGGAGAAGUUUUGGACUGGGUAAUACCAUUUCUUGGAGAUUGGCAUGUUUUGAAAAAUUUUCAGGAGGUGAUAAUGAAAAUUUUCUGGGAUGCUGGUUUGAAGGAUUUAGCAAAAUUGGCCCAUAAGCAGAUGACUUUACAGAGUCUAGCAUCAUGUAGUAAUUUCAAAAGAACACACAGGUUUAUCUUGCAAAGUUAUGAAGCCAUAUUUAUGUGUCUGCUUUCCUCAUUUUUACAGCAUCGUAAAGGAACUGAAGUAGUUAUCUCUAAUGAUGACUUUCUGAAACAGAUAGAGAAUGUUGUUUGUCACCUUGAAUAUGAAGAUGGAAAACACAAAGGUGUAGAUGAAUUUUUUGAUGCUGAAUUGCACUUCAUUCAUUCUGUUAUUCCAUUUGUAAAUGAAUUCAAUGCAUAUUGCGAAGAAAUGUCUUCAAAAUAUGAAACAUUUAGAUUCUGGAACCAGUUUGUGAGAGAAGAUUGUCUGUCAUACAUAAACCUUCACAUAGCAAUACGUACAGGGAAUUGGAAUUUGCGUUUAGCUUCUUUUAAGAAAAUGAUUCCAUUAUUUCAAGCUUUUGAUCGUCAGAAUUAUUCCACCCUCAUCCCAGGACAUCUAAGUAUGAUUUGUGGUUUCCCAGAUUACAUUAGAGAGCAUUUUGAAAAAGGGGCAUUUGUUGCAAGUAUUAGUGGAAAGAACUUUUCGCAUAUUGGACUAGAUGAAGCACAUGAAAUGCUUAUCAAUAGAGACUGUAAAAUGGCCUUAACACAUAGCUUACCAAAGGAUAUGAAUACAUUGGCUGGAACUCUAGAGAAUCAAGCAAAGAUGAUAAGUACAUUAGAAGACCAGUUAGGCAUUACAAAACCAAACAAGUAUCAAAGAGAUCUUGAUUUGUCAGUCAUUAAAUUAGAAUUCGAUAAUGUGAAAUCAUACUUUGAAAAACUUUCUAACACGCAGAUAUUCCAUAGCAAUCAGUCAGCAUGUCUUUCUCACAUUUUCACUGAAAAGCCAGCCACUGCAGUCCAACAACAAUCUCUUUUGAAUUUUAGGAAAAUGGGGAAGAUGCUUAUAUGGCAUAUUGUAAAAUGUUCAUAUUGGGACAGACAUCUGUUGAAAAACCAGUUGCAAGAAAGUUUCGACUCAAAACUUUUGCUAAGGAAAAAAUUAGAAAAAAAAAGGUAUCUGAUUUGGAGAAAGAAAAAAAACUAAUUACUUUAUGUUAUAAACGAACAAUUGCUCAUUCUCAAGAAAAGAAAAUUCCUAUAUCAGAUUUGUGCCAAUUUGUAACAGAACCACGAGCAUUAUGUGGACAAAAUCAUAUGCCUCAUAAAGGGGCAAAAUCGUUGAUUUAUACACAACUUGAUAAGCGUUACAAUACACAAUAUCCUUUGAUUGCACAUUCAUAUAGCUUUUCACCUACUGACUCUUGCGUUAUUAUUGAAGGAAUGAAUAUCAUUUACACCUCUCCAUUGAAACAGUUUAAAGUAUUUCUUGAUUAUGCUAAAUUUUUGGUUCAGCGGUGGGUAGCAUCAUAUUUUAAGAAAGGUUUUAGAGAAGUAAGGAUACUUUUUGACCAGGCAGGCACUCAGGGUAUAUCACCUAAAGGAAUAGAAAGAACACGUAGGGAUAGAGAAGAUGAGGAAUAUAAUUAUGAAAGUAUAGAUGAUAAUGUCCCUCUUCCCAGAACUUGGAUGAAUUUUCUUAAAAUACGUUCAAAUAAGCAAAUGCUUUGUCGUUAUUUAUCACAGAAGUUUAUAGAUAUUGUUGCACUAGAAUUCAAGGAUCCAAAUCAAAUUUUUAUUACAUCAGGUGGGUUCCAUGUUGGUUUAGAUCAAUCUUUUGAUUGGACUGGUGUUAAGGUUUCUUCAAGAGGCAAAGAAAGUCAUAACAUUGUACAUAAUCAUGAAGAGUCCGAUACUCAAAUCUGGUUACACGUUUUUGAUUCACCAUGUUCAAAAAUUUUAAUUUAUUCGAUUGAUAGGGAUAUAGGAAUGAUAGGGCUGCCUUUAAACUUUCAUGAAAAAUCAAUAAUAAUACAAUUUGAUGCCAAGCCAGGACAAGAAAAGUUUUUGAAUUUGAAUAUGUUACAAUCUGCAUGUGAAAAAGAUUCAGAUCUAUCCCAAUUAAGUUUGAAAGCAAUAGAUGUUAAGAAGUGUAUUCAAACACUCUACAUAUGUAGUGGAUGUGAUUUUGUGUCAUUUUUUGCACAACUAGGGAAGCGUGUAUUUUUUAAUACGUUUUUCCAAUAUGCCUCUUUUAUUGCUGGAGAAUUGUCUACAGAUACACAAGGAACAUUAUACAAUACAAAUUUAAAUGUUGAUAGUGAUGCAGGGUUACUCUCUUUUUAUAGACUUGUACUAUGUGUUUAUUUUAAUGCAAAUCGUGCAUGUCUACACGACUAUUCCUCUCCAGUUGAUUUGUUCCAUAGUAUUGAUGAAUGUUCUGUGUUUGGUAGGCAUAUUAAAGCUCUUGAGGUUGUUCGGAAAGCAUCGUGGAAGGGAGUCUAUGAAGAUGGACUUUUACCUUCCAGUUCUGCCCUAAAAUUGCAUUGGCUUCGAUCCUGUUGGGUCCAAACUGUUUGGGAUAAAGUACAGAUUCCCAUAUACAAUUAUCCAGACAUUGAAUUAUAUGGCUUUCUUGUAUCCAGGGAUGAUGGGGAAGUACAUGUGUCAUGCCAGUGGGACACAGAUGAAAGUAUUGAAAAGAUUAAAUCAAAUGUUUUAUAUCUCACAAGGGGUUGUUCUUGUGCCAAGAGCAAAUGUCAAAACCGUUUAUGUAAAUGUAGAAAAGAUGGUCGAUUUUGUGGGCCAGGUUGCAGAUGUAGACAGUGCCAAAAUCUUACUGCUGUAGAGAAACUGGCAAGUGAUAGCGACUCCAGUGAAGAAGAUUCUGAUAUUGAUCAUUUUGAAUAUGAUUCUGAUUUUGAUGAAGUUCCUUGUGAUAAAACAAAUAUCGAAGGUACCAUUGAAAUCGACAGUAAUGGUGAUUUAUCUCUGUUUGAAGAUUUGCAGGAAGAAUGUUCAGAUUAUGAGUAGGCAUUCUCUGUGUCUUGUUCUUGUAGCCCUUUAAAAUCAUUCAUCAGCCAUUUAAUCAGUCUAUUAUAUGCCAGUAUUCAUUGGCUGCUGUGAGGGUUAAGUUUGUUACAUUGAAUCUAUUCAUGAUAGCUAUUACUUUUAUAUUAUGUACAUGUGUUUUUUUAUCGUUAUAAUUUUUGUUUAAAGAACAUUUAUAAGAAGGCAUGACAGGCAAUGUGGAAAUGUUGGUGAGCAUUUACACAUGUUUUUUAUGUAUGUGAUACCUUUUUUUAUUUGUAUAUCAUUAAGUCUCUGCAACAUUACACUAUUUCCACAUUAUGCAUAACAGAAGAAGUUGAACGAUUUUUUUUCUUCACAAGUAUGCACAUUUUUCAUGCGAUAUUUCACAUACCUUGCCAUGUUAUGUUUAUUCUUGCUUUUUACUGCAAUACAUAUGAGUCAGUGUAUGUAGACGUUUCUUGCCAGUGCCAUUGAGGUCUUGCAGGUCAAUCAUUUUGGUACAUGUAGCUGAAAUAAUAGUUGUCGUAGUUGCAUGAAACAAAUGUGAAGUUUCUUACGGCAAUUGUGAGGCUUGAGCAGAAUACAUGGUUACAUGUAUUUUGUUAGAUUGGCUAGUUAUUUCAUUAGCUAUAUAUAGAGGUGCAGUACAAGUAUUUCAUCUUGAACUUUGAUGCAGUUUUUUUCAAUAUGUGUGUGAUUUAAAUAUUCUAUAAAACAGUUGUGUAUAUUAUUUUGCCCUGUUGUUGCUGUUGCUACUUAUGAUUAUGUAAGUGUGCAUUUUUUUUUGUUUGCAUACAUGUAUCGAACCUUUUGUACAAGUUGUCAUGAUGGUGAGCAUUGAACUACAUGUACCCUUGUUCCUACUUUACAUGUACAUUAUGUAUAUUUUCAUGAUCACCUCUAUAUAAAUUGUUUUUCCUUGCCAUUUAGAAAGUGCAUUGUGGCAAUUUCUUGCAGGUCAAUCAUUUUGGCGACUCGGAUAAGUUUUUUUGUAGUUACAUGUAUAUGAAACAAAUAUGUUUCUUGCAGCAAUUGUAAGGCUUGAGCAGAAUACAAGUCAUGAUGGUUACAUGUAUUUUGUUAGAUUGGCUAAUUAUUUCAUUGGCAAUAUAUAGAUGUAGAGGUGCAGUAAAUGUCAGUCCUCUUGAACUUUGAUGCAGCUUUUUCAAUAUGUGUGUGAUUUACAAUAUUCUAUAUUACAGUUGUGCAUAUUAUUUUGCCCUGCUGUUGCUACUUAUGAUUAUGUAAAUGUGUAACUUUUUUGUUUUUAUGUUGAAGCACUUGUACAAGUUGUCAUGAUGGUGAGCAUUGGACUACCCUUUUACAUGUACAUUAUCAUCAUUUUGUAUAUUUUCAUGAUCACCUUUUUAUGAAUUGUUUUUCCUUGCCAUUUAGAGAGUGCAUAGUGGCAGUUUUAACAUCUCAUACACAUGUUAACAAUGGGGACAUUAUCACAGUUGGUGAUAGGUAUAUUGACCCCAGUAAUUCCAUAUAUUGUAAUAUGUAUUACGUAGAUAUACAUGUAUGUAAACGUAUGGCUGAAUUAUUUCUUUUAUAAGGCAGUUUUGAUGGCACUGACUUCUGUAUACAAAGAUUAUUUUACUUGUUUCUUGUCAUGACUACCAACUUUAUUUCACUGAUGGGGCUUUCCUAAACAAUACAUUCCUUGUAUAUAAGAUUUUUUACUCAUAUUUACCUCAACUACUGUAGUCUGCUUGCCAAAGACAUUCAGGGAGCAUUGUAUGUAAAACUGCCUUUAUCUUGAUCAACAUGUUUGAUUGUAAAACAAAAACAGUAUUCACUUAUACUCUGUUUAUGUUCUUGCCUUGAAUUAUAUUAGGUGCCAAAGUUUUUUGCUUGUAUUUAUAUGUUGUGUAAACACGAGUUUCAAGAGUUUGAUAUUGGAAAUAAAGUCUUUUUUCUUGUUAAAAUUGAUCUGAUAUUGAACAUGCUUUCCAUUUUUUUCUUUAGGAAUAUCCAUUUACUAUGAGCUAGAUUUUGAAUUCAUGCAUUGUAUUGCACUGGUGAUCUAAAUAUGAGAAUACAUAAGAGAGGAAUAGCAAAAAGUCAAGAUAUAAAGAAAAAGAAGAAGAGAAUACGUGUAUGAACUUAAGUUACAGUUACACUACUGUUUAACAGGUUUCUGUGCAUGACAGAAAAAAAAACAUGUUCGAUUAGAAAGUCGGCUGGAUGUGUGAGGAAAAUAUUACAUGUAAUAUCAAGAGAGAGAGAGAGAGACAGAGCAACACUAAGAGAGGUAGAGCGAUGGAUGUUUCCCACAGAGAAAAGUAUUUGAAAACGAAUAAAAAACACAGUAAAAUGGGACAAGACUUGUGAAAAUGAGAAUAUGGAAAAUUGAGGAGGAAGAGGAGAUCUGUUGAACAAAUAUAUCCAAGUAUCCCACUGCAAGAUGGAAUGUAAUUGUUCAAAGAAAAGGGUGGAGAAUGAAUCGUGAGAAAUAGAAAUAUACAUCGCACCCAGUUGUGGAAAUAGGAGGGGGACACGUGCCCCGCUGCCCCCCUUGAGA
Messenger RNA from Lytechinus variegatus (green sea urchin), 11658 nucleotides. RefSeq lists its product as uncharacterized. The record is from RefSeq and is a predicted model, not a curated record. The transcript is spliced from 2 exons. NCBI's taxonomy places the organism in Eukaryota, Metazoa, Echinodermata, Echinoidea, Temnopleuroida, Toxopneustidae. Bases 4114 to 7305 code for a protein of 1063 amino acids.